Molecule: messenger RNA, 1106 nt
Organism: Raphanus sativus (radish)
Lineage: Eukaryota; Viridiplantae; Streptophyta; Magnoliopsida; Brassicales; Brassicaceae
Exons: 2
Coding region: 18-1106 (362 amino acids)
Source: RefSeq, a predicted model, not a curated record
UUUUUCUUUGAUUUCCAAUGGCAAAUGGUGUAAAGUUCAGAUUGAAACUUCUCAUUGAUGAGAAGAUAAACAAAGUUGUUUUGGCUGAGGCGGAGCAGGAUUUUGUUGAUGUGCUCCUCAGUCUUUUAACUCUCCCAAUGGGUAAAAUCGCUAGCUUGCUGGAGAAUCACAAGACAGAUCUAGAUUGUUAUAAAAACCUUAACAAAAGUGUCGCAGACAUGGACAUCGGUCAUUUUGAGACAGAAGCUUGCAAAAGCAUGUUGCUGUAUCCGGUGACUAGUAAGGAUAUCCAUCGCAAAAGGCUCAAACUCAACAUGGGUUAUACUCAUCCCACAGAGUUCUUUGUGUGCCCAAGUUUUUUCAGAACUGAUUCAUGCGGAAGCAGUGUAUACAGCAAUUUCAAGACGUCAAUAUGUAGCUGUGGAGCUUUGAUGAACGCUCCAAUCCAGGUAUCAGAAGAACAGCAAACGGCGGGAGAGGUGAUUGGAGAUGUUUCAGAUGGAGUGUUUGUAAAUUGCCGAUCCUCUUUCAUUGUCACUGAUGAUUUGAAGGUGACUUCGAACUCUAUUGGUGUAAUAAUGAACGGUCUUAAAGAUCUAGGGUACACUGGCUACAGUGAUCUGCAGGAAACCCUAGUUGAUGUAGGGUUCGAAGAGGUGGUGACUCUACUAGGAUGUUUAUUCACUUCAGAAGCUCCCUUGACAUGCACGUUUCUCAGAAAAACUUGCAUGACAAGUAAGAUGAUGCAUGAAAUGUUGUCUCCACCUGCGCUAAAAAACGGGGAGGCAAAUCCAGGAGGAGUGUGUUAUGUGAAAGCUUUUGUUAGAAAGGUCGAUAGGGAGAUUCUUUACGUCGAGUGCAAUGAAGACUUCGUUGACUCUCUUCUAAGCUUUCUGGUUCAGCCACUUGAGAUGGCUUGCUCAUUGUCUAAUGACAACACCAUUUUGGGAUGUGUUGGAAACUUGUGUAGAAGUCAGUGUAGAGGAGCUGCUUCCAAAAGUUGUUAUCUUCCUGGUUUCUAUAUUUGCAGUAACAACAAUCUGAUUGAUUAUGCUUACAAAUCAACGAGGUAUAGAUGUUGGAUUCCUCACGACGGUAACUUGUAA